This is a messenger RNA of Oxyura jamaicensis (ruddy duck), 1322 nucleotides long. Its product is annotated as transcription factor HES-5-like. Lineage: Eukaryota; Metazoa; Chordata; Aves; Anseriformes; Anatidae. Gene Ontology annotation, cellular component: nucleus. The transcript has 3 exons. The coding region runs from base 24 to 530 and encodes 168 amino acids. Gene Ontology annotation, molecular function: protein dimerization activity; RNA polymerase II cis-regulatory region sequence-specific DNA binding; DNA-binding transcription factor activity, RNA polymerase II-specific. The record is from RefSeq and is a predicted model, not a curated record. Gene Ontology annotation, biological process: regulation of neurogenesis; anterior/posterior pattern specification; regulation of transcription by RNA polymerase II.
GCCCAGGCUGGAGAGCACCAGGAAUGGCUCCCAGUAACGCCCUCAUGAUCCACGUGGAGGAGAAACUGCUGCCAAAAGAAAAGAAUAAACUCAGGAAGCCGGUGGUGGAGAAAAUGCGCCGGGACCGGAUUAACAGCAGCAUCGAGCAGCUGAAGCUGCUCCUGGAGAAGGAGUUCCAGAGGCACCAGCCCAACUCCAAGCUGGAGAAGGCCGACAUCCUGGAGGUGGCUGUCAGCUACCUGAAACAGCAGAGCCAGCUGCAGGACCCAGUAUUCGUCCACAAGAAUCCAGAGCAGGACUUUAACAGCGGAUACCUGCGGUGCCUCAAGGAAGCGAUGCAUUUUCUGUCCUACUACGAACCCAAGAGGGAAACUCAGGCCCAGCUCAUCAAGCAUUUCUGCAAAGCCCAGAUGGGUGCAGAUGUCACGUACUCUCCUGCUCCUCGCAGGCCACCUCCGUCACCCUGUCUGCUCGCCAGAAAGCAGCCUGCCCAGAAGACUGCAGCUCCUACCAUCUGGAGACCCUGGUAGACCUGCUGAUGAACUUUGCUUUAUUCCUAUGUUUUGCUACAAAAAAAAAGAGAAAGAAAGAGAGGGACCUGUGAUUUAAGAGUCCCUCUUUACAGUAGGAAACAUUGCUUUCCAGAGGUGGGAGAUCGCUCAGUAGUUUCCCUUCACAGUGAAGGAGUGUGCUUGUAUCUGGCAGCAGAGCUGCCGCUCCUGGUGGUGGCUCCUUGCCAAAGAGAGGGCCGAGUGCUGCGGGGGCGUGGAGCAAAACGCCCUCCAGGUCCCGCCACCCCUUCCCUUGGCUAUUGAGCCCGUGGCUGUCAGUGGAGAUCUUUCUAUGAACUCCCCGGGUCACUGGUUCAAGUGUUCCAUUGUCUCCUGACAAUGUACCGGCCUUCCUAGAGCAGGAGCACUUUGGAGAAUGUACUGUGUAACAUAAAGAGAGUGUCGAGCCUUUACCUUUUGAGUGAAAGAUGGCAUUCAGGAACACCGAUUCUUCUGAAGUUCCUGUGCUAUUUUUAGUAUACCUCCUCACAGAUCGUUAUUAUGAUAACAGCUGUAGGGAAAAUUCUCUUCAUGGCCAGGAUGUGCUCUCUCCAUUGAGGGAUAAUCGAUGCCUUUUGUAAAGGAAAUACCUGGGAUAUAUCUUAGGUGAGGGCUGGGGAGGAAGGCAGGCAGUAAGUACUGUGUAAGCAUUCACUGAACAUGCUAAUGAGCUUAAAAAGCUUUUAUAAAGUUGUGAUGUAUUCAUCCUGUGUGAUGCUCAGCUUUUGUGUCUUCGCUGUACAAUACAAUAAAAACAGUUUUAGUCCUUCA